Oncorhynchus gorbuscha (pink salmon) is the source of this 1915-nucleotide messenger RNA. RefSeq lists its product as uncharacterized. The record is from RefSeq and is a predicted model, not a curated record. The transcript is spliced from 9 exons. NCBI's taxonomy places the organism in Eukaryota, Metazoa, Chordata, Actinopteri, Salmoniformes, Salmonidae. Bases 222 to 965 code for a protein of 247 amino acids. Gene Ontology annotation, cellular component: nucleus.
CCUGUUGCACAAAAGUAGAAUUAAGACAUCCGGGAUAAAUGACUCAGCUGAGCUCAAUGAAGCCAAAACAUGUGCGUCCAGGCUUAAUUGGUUGCACAAAGACCAAGCCAGGAUGAGCAGACACGGAUUCAUUAAGCCAGGUGAAACCAAUCCUGGAUAGGUGCGCGCUCACGGCUCACUCAAAUAGACCCCGCCACAGAUCACAGAUUAACUGAUUUACCAUGGCAACUAGAGCCGCGUACUUUUCCCGGUCGGAAGCACAAAUCCUCAUGGAGGCAUACGAGGAGGUAAAAGAUAUAAUUAAGAAGAAAGGCAACACCGCCACAGUGAUAAAGCAAAGAGAAAAAGCGUGGCAAAGUAUUGCAGACCGCCUGAAUGCAUUAAACAUGAACGGGCCAAAACGGACAUGGCAGCAGGUCAAAAUCAAAUACAAGAACAUUCUGCAGAAUGCAGUGAAAAAGAAUACCCACAGACAAGGCACGGGUGGUGGGUCACCAAAGGCUGACCUUACCCCAGCAGAGGACAUGGUCUUGGAGCUAAAUAAAGGCAGGCCCGUCUUAGAGGGGAUCCCUGGGGGGAAAGAGACGAGCAUAGGUUCCUCCCAAGAUGCCACCCGCUUCAUUCAAGUGUCUGGCAGCCCUGUGUUCCUGUUAGAGCCACCAGCACAAGCACCAGACGAUGCUGAUCCAGGUGAAGGCCCCAGUGCAGCAGCAACAGCACAUGAUGGAGACGAUGAUGAUGAGGAGGAGACCAUCUCUCUGGAUUCCAGAAGGCAUGAGGUAUCAUGGACCCAGAUGCUAUACAGUGGGAAAACAGCCUGGCAACAUAAGCUCACAAGCUAUCAGAAAGUUGUAUGGCAACCACCUCCGGCGCCAAAUAGAACUGGCAGACAUAGACAUUCAGUACAAGAAGAAAAAGAUGGAAAAUCUUGCACUGGAGUCCGAAAUAAAAAAGAGGACAAUUAGGAAACUGGACCUUGAAAUAAAAAAACUUGAGAGGGAGGUGAGAUAUGCCUUCAAUGUACACUGUAUGCUAACUGUAACACAAAUGUAUUAAUCAUUAUUUGUAUUUCCUCCCCCAGCUCCAAGAAGAUGACACAGCUCAAAAUAAAAAUUUGGUAUAUUCUCGUAAAGUCAAGUGAGCCAUGACAUAUGAGCUCUUAUUGUGAGCACACAGGACGGUGGCAUCUUUCUAAGGUUUUUUUAUUUUCCCAGCAAUCAGUACAACCAAGUCAUCGUUAUAAGGCAUCGCCCUCUUUUGCCCACCCCCCCAGCACCAGGUGUGGCCACUAGCCUAUAUGAAGGCCCAAAAUUGUGUGUUCCUUUCUGCUCUGACAAUGGCAUGCCCAUUCGUGCGAGAUGUGGUGGAUGAAGAAGCACUUGUGCUGAGGAGAGCCUUCAGGCGAGAAAGGGUCUUCAGGGACCGGUUGGACCCACUGGCCUUCCCUGACGACCAUCUAUAUGAAAGAUACAGGUUUUCUGCAGAUGGCAUCAGGUAUCUAUGCAGACUACUGGGUCCCAGGAUUAAGCACCGCACUGCACGGAGCCAUGCACUGAGUGUGGAGCAAAUGGUUUGUGUGGCCUUGCGUUUUUUUGCUAGUGGAGCCUUCCUGUACUCAAUGGGGGAUGCAGAACAGCUGAACAAGGCCACAAUUUGCCGCACAAUAAGGAGUGUGUGUCUGGCUAUCAAAGCAUUAGCAGAUGUCUUCAUCUCCUUCCCUGGCCACAGAAGACUCUGUGACAUCAAAGAGGAGUUCUAUAGGAUUGCAGAUGGUCUGCAAUGCUGACUGUGUGAUCAGCAAUGUUGUGGCAAAAUGGCCUGGCUCAGUCCAUGACUCCAGAAUCUUUCGGGCCUCUGAAAUCUAUCAGUGCCUAUCACAAGGUGAAUUCUCUGGUGUGUUGCUGGGAGACAGGGG